AUGACGCUCGGGAAAUACCAUGACGACGAGGAGCCCGAGAAGGUCGAUUUUACGCCUCUUCCUCCGGACGCCGGCAAUGAAACACGAGCGAAGGGACUCAAUUCGACAGGGGCCAUGUUGCGUCUCUCAUUAUGGGUGUCCUUUGCAGCUUGGCUUGCCAACUUCGACCACGGAUACACGGGUACCAUUCUGAUUAUGCCGUCUUAUCGAAAGGCGUUUGGUACAUGUACCAACCAUCUCAUGAAUCCGAACUCGGGUGAUAUUGUGGAGCACUGCUACAUCACGCCCCUGCAGCAGUCGCUCAUCAGUUUGAAUUAUAUGUUCAUCGGGAUCGGUGGAGGGCUUUCGGGCAUAACGGGACGAUAUACUGGCCGACGAGGAGCCAUCCAGAUCGGGUGUUUGCUGGCUAUCAUCGGAGCCGCAGGGAUGCUGGGGACAGGUGCAGGACAGGCUGGGAGUUUCAUCCACUACAUGGUGUGCAAGUGCAUCAGCGCUAUUGGAAUCGGUCAAAUAAUGACGUCGGGGCUCACCUAUGGCUCGGAGUGCAUUGCGGCCGACAAGCGCGGGUAUGCUCUGGGCCUAUACAACAUCGGGCUGGCCAUGGGCAACCUCGCAUCGUCCGCUGUGUGCGCUGGUUCUGCGCAGCUUGAGCCACACAAUAAUUGGCAGUGGAAGUCUCCAAUUUUGUGCCAGAUUCCCUUAGGCGUUGUGCUCGGCGCUGGGAUUCUGAUGUUCCCCGAAUCUCCUCGAUGGCUGCUAAGCCAUGGAGAGGGAAGAGAAGAAGACGCACGAAGAGCCUUCAGCAUGCUCUAUCGGAUCCCACCACAGUCUCACGAGAUCACGGCACAAAUUGAAGAAGUCAAGAAUCAUAUCAAGGCCGAGCGUGCGAUCGCGGCAUCCACAUCCUGGUCUCAGAUUUACCAGAAGAGUCACAUCCGUCGCACUUCCACAUCAGCCUUGAUCAUGAUUGGAAUGUCCAUCACGGGCAUCCAGUUUGUCCAGCCAUACGCAACAACCUUUCUCAAAGGCGUCGGAAUCAGCAAUCCCUACCUCAUCAACGUGAUUAUCGGCGUGUGCAUCCUAGGUGGAUCAUGUCUAGGUCCUUUCAUUGUUGAAUACGGCGGACGACGAUUCGCAAUCAUCUCUGGAUACAGCACCAUGGCGGCUUGCAUGUUGAUUCUGUCUCUGGUCAGCACAAUGCUGGGAAGAGACGGCGUUUCGAAGAUCGUCAUCGUUGUCUUGCUCUGUUUCUGGUCUUUCGUCUUCGGUGGAACCAUUGCGCCCAGUGCAGGUCUGGCUUCUGUCGAGAUGCACAGCGUUUCGCUUCGUACGUAUGGGCAGGCGAACACAACAAUCUUGUAUGGCAUUUUCUCGUUCGGAGCGACCUUCUGGACGCCGUAUAUGCUGGAUCCGAAUCAUGGGAAUAUGGGAGCGAAUGUGGGGUACUUCUAUGCUGGUGUGACGGUGGUCAUUGCCUGCUUGGUUUUCGCGUUGGUUCCGGAGACUGCGAGUUUGACUCUGGAGCAGAUUGAUGAUGUCUUCACUUCGGGUGUUCGACCGUGGAAGACGUCAAUUGCGGAGAACAAGGCGAUUGCCAGGGCUCGGACAGAGGCAUUGAAUCGGAAUGGGGACUAA
Penicillium argentinense is the source of this 1635-nucleotide messenger RNA. RefSeq lists its product as uncharacterized. Gene Ontology annotation, cellular component: membrane. Gene Ontology annotation, biological process: transmembrane transport; carbohydrate transport. Gene Ontology annotation, molecular function: carbohydrate:proton symporter activity. The record is from RefSeq and is a predicted model, not a curated record. Bases 1 to 1635 code for a protein of 544 amino acids. NCBI's taxonomy places the organism in Eukaryota, Fungi, Ascomycota, Eurotiomycetes, Eurotiales, Aspergillaceae. The transcript has a single exon.